GGAACUGACGAUACUACCCUCCGCUCGCCUACCUGCCGAUUUCCCCUCCCAAUCCCCGCACCCUACACCCUCACCAUCUCGCCGCCGUCCUCCUCCUCCUCCUCCCUCUCCAUCUCCACCCUCCUACCCCCUUCCCCCCGACGUCUCGCCAAGGUUCCGGCGGCGAUGGCGGCGAGGCUCGCGCAGCUGCGGACCAAGGCGGCGCAGGCGGCCGACUUCGCGUCCAAGCACGGCGGCGCAUACUACAAGGAGGCCAUGGAGAAGAACAAGCACUACGUCGCGCAGCCGCCCACCGUCGAGAAGUGCCAGGAGCUCUCCAAGCAGCUCUUCUACACGCGCCUCGCGAGUCUACCAGGCCGCUACGAAUCAUUCUGGAAGGAGCUUGAUUGUGUGAAGCAGGUAUGGAAGAACAGGAAGGACCUCAAGGUGGAAGACCUUGGAAUCGCGACAUUGUUUGGUGUUGAGCUUUAUGCAUGGUUCUGCGUAGGCGAGAUUGCUGGCAGAGGAUUCACCAUAACCGGCUAUAAGGUCUGAAUUAGAUCUCCUGGCUAAGACCUUGCCUUAUAAUACACCGUUAGCUGUUGCUUGUCGAAAUGACAAAGAUACCUGUCUUCUUUCACAAUUUUGUUUCUGAAAAGUUUCUAGUGCUGAAUGCCAGCAAGACGAGCACACCACUGUGACGGUGCCUCAAUAAUUUGCUCGCUCAAUUGUCCAUUUCUGUGUUCUGGAACUUGUUCCCAUGACACCUGCUGCAGCACCCUUGUGUUUCUGCUAUGAAAUGAGCCCAUUUCUUGUUGCCGAUGGAA
Lolium perenne is the source of this 806-nucleotide messenger RNA. RefSeq lists its product as uncharacterized. Gene Ontology annotation, molecular function: proton transmembrane transporter activity. The record is from RefSeq and is a predicted model, not a curated record. Gene Ontology annotation, biological process: proton motive force-driven ATP synthesis. Lineage: Eukaryota; Viridiplantae; Streptophyta; Magnoliopsida; Poales; Poaceae.